CCGCACACACCGGCCGCGGGAGCGGAGGCCUCAGUACGACACCGCCUCCCUCCGCGCACGCACGCGGGACCGCGACUCCGGACCGAGGACACCCGACGACGGAGGUCGCCGCCGACCUCCGAGAGCACCCGGGAGUCCGACCGCGGAUCGGGAAGAGACGGCGCGAGGUAGCGAGAUCGGACAGAGCACGCGGUGGGACCCGCGACAGGGUGUUCGAGUGCGGAGCUGGGGGCACCCGGAAGGGGUCCCUCGAUGGGGCCGGUCGAUAGGGCCUCCGCUCCCAGCCCGGUGGGCCCCGCGGUUUGCCGUAGGUAGUCGCGCCUACGGACCUCGUAAAGAAGAACCGGACGGUUUUAUUGCCCCGGCCACGUGGCGCGGACUCGUAAACCUGCCCGAUCGCCGUGGUCCCCUUGGUCCUCCUGUCGGCUGGUCGUUAGCGGGUCGUCGAGUAGUCGUCGGGGUCGCGAGGAGCCCUAGGAACCCGGAGGUGCCGACUCGAGGGAGAAGAGCAGCGAGAUGGGACGACCCGGACGGGACUAGGUGGAAACGCCGCGAGGACCAUCGACGCGGUCUCGGGGACCGGGAUCUGGAUCUGGGAAGCGGUGGCGACACCCUCCUGGAAAAUGAGUUCCUACCAGUUCGUCAACUCGCUGGCCUCGUGUUACGCCGGCCAACCCGGGCAGCAACAGCCCAGGCCCGCUGCCAGCUCCCCUGGCGAACCCCUGCAGGCUGCGUCGCCCGCGGGCCACGCCGGGCCCGACUAUUACAACCCCAACGCCGCCGCGGCCACGGGGUAUCCGACCCCGUGCUACUCGCCUCAGCAGCACUAUCCUCAGCAUCCCUAUGCGGCACCCGCGGCCGGGAUGCAGCACGCGGCCCCCACAGGGAUGAUCGACUACACCCAGCUGCAACCCCAGCCUAGGCUCAAUGCCACCGCGACCUCCCAGCAACACCUGCACGCCCAACAGGCCCAGCACCACCCGCAGCCGCCGCCGCAGCCCCAGGCUCAGCAACACCAUCCCCAGCAGCUGCAUCCCGAUCCUGCCGCGCCCUUGCUGCAGGCCGCGGCCGCCACCUCUGCGCCCUCCACCUCCAGCUGCAAGUACGCGGACUCGACCUCUUCCACCGGGGUCGCCUCGCCCCAGGACCUCACGACCUCCACCUCCAGGAACAGCCCCACGCCCCUCGUGGCCCCUGGGACCAGCAAGAGCGCCUCCGGUCUCACCUCGCCCCCGGGGGCUUCGUCCAGGUCCUCCGUCGCUGCGGCUACCGCCGCGUCUCCUGGUGGUACCAACCCCAGGGGGGUCUCCGAAGGCAGUUCCGCCCUCGCCUCGGCUUCCGCUGCGUCCUCGCCGGCAUCCUCCACGUCCAGCACCUCCAGCACCGGGAACAACUCCUCCAACAAGGGCAACGCUUCCGGCAACAACCCGCCGCAGAUCUACCCCUGGAUGAAGAGGGUCCACAUCGGACAGAGUACCGUCAACGCCAACGGCGAGACCAAGCGACAGAGGACCUCGUACACGAGGUACCAGACUCUGGAGCUGGAAAAGGAGUUCCACUUCAAUCGGUACUUGACGAGGCGGCGACGCAUCGAGAUCGCCCACGCACUCUGCCUGACCGAGAGGCAGAUCAAGAUCUGGUUCCAGAACCGGCGGAUGAAGUGGAAGAAGGAGCACAAGAUGGCCAGCAUGAACAUCGUGCCCUACCACAUGUCGCCGUAUGGCCACCCUUACCAGUUCGCGCCGCACCCUGGCCAGUUCGCGCAUUUGGCCACAUAGGACGAGUUCUCGCCCGCCGAGCUCGGAGCACACGCAGUCCGGUUCCCCGGGAUGUACGGCGAGCAGAACUUCUAGGCUACUUCGAACCGUCUCGAGCCGAUUCGAGCCGAUUCCGAUCGGUCCCCAGGACCCCGCCAGAAGGAUCCUGGCGGACUCGAGGACGAGAACGAAGCAUUUCGUCGACACUUCGGGCCGAUCCGCGAAAUAGGGAUCCAAUGAUCCGCAAGAUAGGACCUAACAAUCGUCCGGAACUGCCGAAGAGCUCGCCGACGUCCUCGACACGCAUUAACUGUGCUGGAGACCUUGACGCUCUUCGGCUCUUCUUGGCUGGAUCUUCAAGAUCUCCUUGGCUUUUGAAGUGACCAGACGAGCCCGAGGUGGCGACGAAGUGCGAGCUCUUCUCAAGCGAGCAUUCGAAGCUGAAGCCGAAAUUUCUGCGAAGUGAGCCGUGCGCCCGACGUGAAAGAAAGAGACUGGACGCGCUCCGAGGGGCCUGCCACAAUUACAAACGAUAAAUUAAAAAUCCGUGGCCAAGCCUUCUCGGCGGACGAGAUGAUCGAAUACCCCUAGAGUAAGUGUAGCGACUAGCGACCUAAACUAAAACCGUAAAUUAAUUGCCGUUAUUUCUCUAGCUCUGCGCGCCGUUUCCCGCGUCGACUUCCACCGGAGGUGCGAGGACUCCUCGUGAUCGGUGAAAUGUCUCACCCGAUUCCCUAUUCUCCUGGAUCUCUGGUUAAGGACGCCGAGAGGCUCCUCCCAGGUGAGGUCCACGUAGAAACGUGAAUUCGAUCCCGGAAACCUAUUAUGUCCUCCCUUAGUUGCAUAAGAGACCUGCUAAUGCUCAAAGUGUACUUGACUGUGGCUCGCCGAGUUCCGGUGGGUUUCCAAAAGAAAAGAAUAUUUCUAAAUCAUCUUUUCCUAGGAAUUAUCAAAUCUCUGGUACGACAGACGGAGGAAGGUGACGUUCUCCAUUGAUACAAUUUAUUUCUGGACCUCUGAGUUUUUGGCUUCGGAGUCAGAGAUGAAUGGCGAACGAUAUCCGUCGAGGUUCGAGACGGAGUCACUUCUUCUUUUUGUUAUUGUUAUAUUCUUUCUCGCCGCGCUAUUCGCGAAUUGCGGAAACCCCUUGGCAACUCAGCUGACGGAACAUCGUCGUUCGGGUCGUUUGACAUCUCCCGCACUCGGACGCGCAAAGUUCGGAAUAGCGAUCUCGUGAAUUCCUCUCUCAAGGACAGGGAGAUAUUAAUUGUGUCUGGGCAAAAAUCAGAAAUGCCAUUUACCGCAACAAUUGCAACUAAAUAAUUCCUCCGACACCUCGCGAAGGUACUCUAAAUAAAUUCUUUUUCCACGUUAAUUGUCCGAAGUUACAUAACCUCCAGACGCAAUGAUCUCACCAAACACGCGGACGAGCUUUUCCGAAAUUUGCAACCACCGCCAAGACGAGCUACCGAGUCCCCGGAAGCUCUCUGUAAAUAGUGUGCACCUCGCGUCGUAACCCGAGGUCUCCCCAGGAGUGCACCGUUAAAAAUAACUGGCUCUGAUUAAAAGGACAUACCGAUAGCGAUUACCCCUCCCGAGGUCUAUAUCGCUGCAGAAUCAAUUACCGAAGUCCCUGGAAAAGUAUCUCGAGGGCGCGAAAUUCCUGGAAAAAUAUUCCGGCGGUGCAGAAAUGCCCGGGCUAAUUUUUCCAGAAAUUUAAAGGAUGCUGAACGAGCAGGAGAGGGUCUGUUCAGGACCCUUGCGAUAAGUGCUGUCUCCAUGCGAGGCGAAUUAAGGUGGGCGGUUAUUUUUAACAGGUCGUCUAUACCUGGCGUAGGUGCAGGUGUAUUUGUGCGCAUAAUUGGUUAAUAAAUUCGGCAGCAAAUCGCCCGUUAGCUGGUAAAUGGGCCGCAGUUGUGUAAAUUAGCUGGCGAGGUGGGGCGCGCAUGCGCGGCCCUCUCUCGUGUAAUUGGAUAUAUUUCUUGUGAUACGGAAAAGAGCCGUCGCGACGCCGGGUUCAGUUUUGACGAGGUUGUGCGACACGAGGAAGCAAAUUCGGAGGCAUACAGGGAUAUCCAAGUAUAUACAUAUAUAAAUAUAUAUAUUACGUGUAACGAGGAGCCGAACGAACGGGGAGGUGCGGAGGUUUUAACGAGAUGUCGCGAAUUGUACAUACAUAUGAUUAUCGGGUAUACGAGAGCGCGAUUAUAUAUGCCAUGUUAUAUAUUGUACGAGGCGUUUCGGAAACGACGGAGGUCCGUGGCCUCCUCGGAGAUUCCUGGUGAAUUCCGAGCGGCGUGUGCACUCGGAAACGCGAAUAAUCCGAUUACGGGGAGGGAAAUAUGUACUUACCGCGCGUACUUACGAGGAGAUUACCCCGGGAAAUUUGAAAGUGCAGGAGCGUGGUAACGCUUUGCCCGUCGCGCGGGAUAAGUUCGCGUUUAUCUUUAGCCCUCUAUAAAAUCCCCGCAGAAAAUUUCCGACUGUUGUUCGCAAUGCUUAGAUACUUCGCAAGGGUAUUAUUCAGCGUAUUCAGAGAUACUUGUGACUUUUUACACGGUGGAGAACAACCCAGUCUGCGAUUCCUCGUUUUGCACGUUAAGUUAAUCCAAGCCGCGAACCGGUGUGCAUUUUGCGACCGGCUGCAACUUGUACAGUGUUAAUUAAUUAACGUUAACGACGGGGACAUUUCCGCGUUGGUAAGAUGCCGAAGAGAGUCGCGGAACGCCUCGGUUCUCCGUUUCAUGCACCCAGGGAACACGUCGAAAUGAUAUGCACUUUUGAUAUGCAGUCAAGCCGAGCGGUUUGCAACGCAACGAAGCGUCGAUUUCCGCGGCCGGGAAAAUCGCAGAAGUGAACCGUGGGAUGCGGAAAUCUCCGAUUUUGGGCCCCGCAGAGUCGGCCAGAGUUCCGCUGCGUUCUUCAAGAUCGGGAUCUUCUACUUCUGCGGAUUUUGCAAAUCGAGUCCAUUUUCUCGACCUCUCUAUCCCGGGGAUUAUUUCAUUCUCCGUUGUUCAACACACGCGGGGAGGGAAUUUCUUUUUUUUUUUAAUUCGUAAUCAAAAUAUAUAUCAUGUCCUGAUAUAUUUCGAUUAUCACACAAUGUUAUCCUUCUCCUGCAGGUGUAAAAACAUUUUGUUUCAAUCCAGUCCCUUUAUCCAAUUUUCCUCCCCUUGAAGAUAAGCAACGCGAGGAGCGAGCGAGCGAAUCUCUUGGAAACAUACGAGGGCGUCUUGACCUACUGAGAUUAUUUAUAUUAAAUAUCGUUAUAUCGACCCCCCCCCCCUGCAGGUCGAUACAUCCGAUAUUCGCGUAAAGAUAGACUGAUUCCUCGUCCCUCGUGGAACCCCCGCGUCCUGAGACGAAGAGAAAUACUCCCACGAGAUGAUAACGCGUAUUCGGUGAGGAAGUUCUUUCUUCGACGCCUGGUACCGUAGACGUAUUUAAACGAUCCAAUAGUAACGACUAUUACUAUUAUUAUUAUAAAUAUAAAUAUAUAUAGAAAAAAUAUAUAUAUACAGAGUGAUUAUGUUGCUAACGACUUGGUCCAGUGUUAAUAUUGUAUUUUAUUUGUUUCGUUAUGAAGUUUUCCUUUUUUCCUCUGUCUCUCUUUCUCUCUCUGUCUCUCUCUCUCUGUCUCUCUCUUUGUUGUUCACGCCGCGUGUCGGUAAAACACGCUCCGUACCUACGAACGUGCAUAAUGAAUUACGUGAGGUCAUGCUCGUACAUCUGUCGCGAGGUCAGCGCACUUUAAUCGGCCAUAUUUCAAAGCUUCGAAGAAAGAACCAGUUUAUGAGCCUCUCUUAUCGGUUGUUUGUUCAUUUCACGUAAAAAAAAAUAAAUAAAUAAAUUUAGAGACUGAAUUUACCCCUUGUCGCGAUAGGUGUACGAGACGCGACCUACGGCCUAAGUUAAGCUAAAGUAUUACGUCCGCGUAGCGUUUUCAAAUGUUACUUCAUUCCAUGUAAUAUACGUAAUAGUCUAACUAAAUACCUACUUACUGCAUCUACGUAUCCUAGAGCACCGUACCGUGUAAGGCCAUAUAAUUAUAUAAUUUAAAUUGUAAUUAUUAAAUGGUAUGCCGUAAA
This is a messenger RNA of Orussus abietinus, 5845 nucleotides long. Its product is annotated as homeotic protein Sex combs reduced. Gene Ontology annotation, biological process: anterior/posterior pattern specification; regulation of transcription by RNA polymerase II. NCBI's taxonomy places the organism in Eukaryota, Metazoa, Arthropoda, Insecta, Hymenoptera, Orussidae. Gene Ontology annotation, cellular component: nucleus. The record is from RefSeq and is a predicted model, not a curated record. The coding region runs from base 624 to 1778 and encodes 384 amino acids. Gene Ontology annotation, molecular function: RNA polymerase II cis-regulatory region sequence-specific DNA binding; DNA-binding transcription factor activity, RNA polymerase II-specific. The transcript is spliced from 2 exons.